Clarias gariepinus (North African catfish) is the source of this 428-nucleotide messenger RNA. RefSeq names its product NADH:ubiquinone oxidoreductase subunit A1 (gene ndufa1). Bases 132 to 344 code for a protein of 70 amino acids. The record is from RefSeq and is a predicted model, not a curated record. Lineage: Eukaryota; Metazoa; Chordata; Actinopteri; Siluriformes; Clariidae. The transcript is spliced from 3 exons.
UCGAGCCAUGACCGUCAACGCAGCAGACAUUUUGGUCAAAAUAGGGGAGAGGACUUGCAGUUAAUCUUUUCAUAAGUGCAGUAACACAAGUUUCGCAAUAAACUGCAGCCUAAUCACGUUUUACCUUCACCAUGUGGUAUGAAAUAUUGCCUGGGUUUGCUGUAAUGACGGUUUGUUUGAUCAUUCCUGGACUGGCGACUACUCACAUACAUAAAUUCACUAACGGAGGGAAGGAGAAAAGAAUUGCAAGAGUUCCUUACCAGUGGUACUUGAUGGAGAGAGACAAGCGGGUGUCAGGGACAGGACUAUAUUACCAGUCAAAGGGACUUGAAAACAUAAAAUGAAGAUCAAGCAAUACUCUUGCCUCUGUCCAAAACUUUUGAAAUGUGCAUUUUGACCAUCUGUCUAUUAAAAUAAUGUAUAUAUGA